AUGGCCAGUAUGGACCACAUCGAUGCAGCUCGUGUUCGCUUGCAUUACCUCUUCAACGCCUCAUUCGAGAAGCUCGACGACGCUCUCUCGAAUGCGAGUACCACAGUAUCUCACAAAGCCCAUUGCUAUCGUGUUGAUAUACACCUUCUCAGUGUAUUAUCCAUCAUUGGCACAAACGAAGGACCCGCUGUCAACAACUUCGUCGAGGUCCAUGUGCCUCUCCCAUCACAACGUGGCGACACAUUCAUCAAGGACGAGAUUUAA
Molecule: messenger RNA, 264 nt
Organism: Fusarium odoratissimum NRRL 54006
Lineage: Eukaryota; Fungi; Ascomycota; Sordariomycetes; Hypocreales; Nectriaceae
Exons: 1
Coding region: 1-264 (87 amino acids)
Source: RefSeq, a predicted model, not a curated record